Cydia splendana is the source of this 5650-nucleotide messenger RNA. It is a transcript of the gene Trim9, whose product is annotated as E3 ubiquitin-protein ligase TRIM9. Gene Ontology annotation, cellular component: neuron projection. The transcript is spliced from 11 exons. Gene Ontology annotation, molecular function: protein binding; zinc ion binding. The coding region runs from base 362 to 2362 and encodes 666 amino acids. Lineage: Eukaryota; Metazoa; Arthropoda; Insecta; Lepidoptera; Tortricidae. The record is from RefSeq and is a predicted model, not a curated record. Gene Ontology annotation, biological process: axon guidance.
CAACGACUUAUAUUUGGGCUAUGGAUGUUGUAACCAUUGUUUAUUUUUAUAAAAGUAUUUAGUUCAUAACAAGUGUAACAAUUGAUUAUAACAAAAUAGACGAAAGAAGAGUUUGACUUAGUACUUACAGCAUACUAGUUACUUAAUCUACACGUAUUGAUAGAUAGGUAUUAAAGAACAGAAAGUUUUGUGCAACAUGAUCACGUCCAUGAGGGCCGCGGCAUUUACCAGUGACCCUGGUUUUUAUUACUACUAUUUUGCAACACUAGAAAAAAUAAUAAGCAAUUCGUUAACAAACCAAUAAUAAACGGAAUUUGAUGGGUGCAGUGCUCAGGAAACACGUUUUGUACUAGGCCUAAUAAUGGAAGAAGAAUUACGGUGCUUCGUUUGUAAGGAAUUUUACCGAGAACCAGUGCUCCUGCCCUGCGGGCAUGCUCUUUGUCGUUUAUGUGGGGUGAAUCUGCAAAGUCCGGUACAUGAGAAUGACGGUGCCUCAUCGACUGACUAUCAGGAGGCGGACAAGGCGUCGGUGUCGAGUGAGACGGACAGCGGUGUGGUCUGCGGCUCCCGGCCUAAUAGCUUCGCGGGUACGCCCGCCGCCGCUGCAUACCAGAGCGCCGCAUUCACUUUAACAUGCCCUACAUGCAACAAGCAAGUGUUCCUAGAUGACAAUGGAGCUGAAGGCCUUCCGCCGUUUCGCGUUAUGCGAACUAUUGUUGAGCGUUUCGGUGGCGUGGCCGGAGCUCCGCCGGCUGAGGAGGCCUGUCAGAUGUGCGAGGGGGAGCGCCGGGCGGCGGUUGUACGGUGUGAACAGUGCUCGGUCCGGUAUUGCGCUAGCUGCAGGGAUGCAUGGCAUCCCACCCGCGGCCCACUUGCUCAACAUGAGCUGAGGACUCUGGGCACAACAUGCUCUGACCAUGGCUUACCACCGGUGCUGUACUGCAACAGCUGUCUAGUCCCUGUGUGCCAGCGGUGUGUGGCUGAAAGGCACUCUUCACAUGUCACUCAACCCCUAUCAAGUGCUGCUAGAGCACAUAAGACUGAACUCUCACAAGCAUUGCAACAGCUUUCAGAAAAGGCCAAGGCUAUGACUGAAUAUAUCCAAGUAGUAAAAGGCUCAAGUGAACAAGUAGGUGAAUCAUGCUCUGAGCUAGAACGGCAGAUUGAACAAGCAUGCGCGGAGGUGUCCCGCACUCUGGGACAGCGGCGUGAGGAGUUGGUCCGAGCAGCAAGGGCGACCCGCGCACAGGCCGCGGCCGACGCGCGGGCCAGGUCCGCGCAGGCCUCGCACAAGCUCAGGGAGGCCACGGCGUUGCUGCACUUCUCCAUUGAGGCGCUUAAGGAGGCUGACCAUGCUGCCUUCCUACAGGUGGGCAGCAUCCUGUCAGCGCGCGCGCAAGAGACGAGCGGCACCCUGUGCGCGGCGCUGGAGCCCCCGCCGCAGCCGCCCGCGCUCACGCUGGACAUCGAGCCCGUGCUGCGCACCGUGCGCGCCAUGAACUUCGUCGAGUGCAUCCCGGACGAAAAGGAAAUGGGAUCCUCAGCCCCGGGCGCGCCGACGAUGGCGGUGGAGGCGUGCGCGGCGCGCGGCUGCUCGUGCACGCUGGCGUGGCGCGCGCCGCCCGCGCCGUCCGCCGUGCGCGGCUACGUGCUCGAGCUGGACGACGGCCGCGGCGGGCCCUUCCGGGAGGUGUACUGCGGACGGGAGACGAUAUGCACGGUGGACGGGCUGCACUACGCCUCGCUCUACAGCGCGCGAGUUAAAGCCUUCAACGGCGCUGGCGAGGGCCCUUACAGCGAGGUCAUCGGCCUUCAGACCUCAUCAGUGGCGUGGUUCACAUGGGACCUGCGGUGCGCGGCCGGCGAGGGGCUGACGCUGUCGGCGGACGGGCUGGCGGCGCGCGCGGCGGGCUGGCAGCCGCGCGUGGCGCUCGCCGACCAGCCGCUGGCGCGCGGCGUGCACUACUGGCGGCUCGUGCUCGACGACUACGACGGCGACGCCGACCCCGCCUUCGGCGUGGCGCGCGCCGACGUCGCUAAAGAUAAGAUGCUCGGAAGCGACGCGCUAGGCUGGGCGAUGUACAUCGACGCGCGGCGCUCGUGGUUCGUGCACGGCGGCGCGCACGGCGGCCGCGCGGCCGGCGGCGUGGCGCGCGGCGCCGCCGUGGGCGUGCUGCUCGACCUCGGCAGGGGCACGCUGCGCUUCACCGUCGACGAUACCCCGCAGGGCGAGAUCGCGUUCACGGGCCUCCGCGGCGCGUUCUACCCGGCCGUGUCGCUCAACCGCGGCGUGGCCGUGACGCUGCAGCCCGGCCUGCCGCCGCCGCCGGAGCUGCUGCUCGACCAGCUCGCCAUCGAGUGAACACCGACACGUUGUCGCCGCGAGUGCCGCCGUCCUGGCGCCUUUGACAAGGCCCGAUCUUUGACUGCUAACCGUAUCACGAAAUAUAGAGAAGCAAAUUCAAAACUUUGUCCUAAACAUUGAUCCAAAACCAAAUUAAUUACUAAGGGUGGUAUUCGAUCUGUUCAAUUUCUUUUCACCUCAGCAGCUCGAACAAGGGUACUUUGCUUCUUAAAAACAGUGAGCAAAAUGCGAUUUUGCUCACUGAGUCAUUUUUGAGACAAAAUUACAUUCAAGUGACCUUUAUAGUCAAAUUUCAUUUCAACAUGCGGGGUCUAAUACAAGUUCGAUAUACUUGGGUUCUAUUAUCUCUGUCCCUCUAGGUAUGUUCUCACUGCUUAGGGUGAAAAAUUUUGUGUACUACACGAGAUCAAAGUUAUUUACAUCUCGUGCGCUUUUGAAUCCCUUACUACGCUCAAGAUUCUAAAUUAGAUUCACUCGCUACGCUCGUGAAUCUAUUAUAGAAUCUUUCGCUUGCACGGGACUCAAAAUAAGCACUCGAAGAAAUAUCAAACUUUGAUCUCUUGUUGUACAAAUAACUAUUGUCCAAUGUGUAUUUGCGUCUCACAUUUUGCUUAGUGAGAGAGUGAGACGCAAUGACAUUGGACAGAUGGAAUACUACCCUAAGCGAGUUUUCCAAUACCAAACAAAACGUUUUCAAAGAAAACUGAAUCGUAAAAUUGGAAAUCUGACUUGAUAACCCCAGUCCGGUUCCACUGGCCGUAUGUAUGGCUCGGCAUCUAAACUGCGCGAUGUGCCGGUGAACAGAGACCGCGUGAAUAGGUCUGUCACUAUUUUCUUGGUCUCAAUCUUAACAAGAUUUUGUCCGAAUGCACCUUGGCCGCAUUGAUAUGGAGCCUUUUAAUUGCCAUUGCUAUUUUAUAUUUAUAUAACACGAACCUUAAUGGUAUAUUGGACGGACAUUUUAAACUAUGGUCGGCUAUUGCCGAUUGUAGUAGUCAAAAUGUUAAAACAGUAAAAGUCAGAAAUCAGAGUCAGAGCUGUGUCAUAGUCAUAGAUCUUUCUGAUAAUACUGACGGUCUAUGUUACACAGAAUUUAGGUAAACUACUUAUAAACCUUUCAACGAUUCAAGAGGCAGACUAUGAGUCCUUUAAUAGUCACGUGUCGUAUCCUGCAAUUAGUCGAAACGUGCCUUUAUGAUGCAUUGCAUGGCCAUGGCAUGAUUUCAUAUAUCGUCAGGUGACAACCAAAACUCACUAGUUACUAAAAAAUAAUUAAACAAAAAUCACCCUUAUUCAUGUGUUAAUAUGGUUCACUAUGGCUAUUAACUUGUAGUAGCAAUUCUAAUUAGUGAGUUUUGAUUAUCACCUGACGAUAUAUUUUCCCCAUGGACGUGAAUUCUGGUACAGUCGCCAUCAGAUAUAGCCGCCAAGGUGCUCACAAUUACCUGAACACGUCUGUAUUGUCAAGGCGCUAGCUUCUGUCUGUUAGUCUGCGUACUUAAAGAAGCGCGAAAAAAAUGUGUUCUUUUGGUUAAUCAUUCAUAUUGAACAAUUAACUUAGGUACUUAGAUAUCGAAUUUAUUAUAUUUUUAUUAUUUGAACAUGUAUACCCGCCCAAUAGUUAAAACACUAACUUAAUUAGUAAGUAAAUUUUCAUAAUAUAUAUUGUUACCUACACAGGUAUAGCUAGUAAGUGUUGAGUACACGAAAAUAUCACAUUUAUCGUGUGCGUAUAAUUAUAUGUAAACAUAUAAUUGUUCCGUUAUAGUUCGGUCCAUUUGACUGCAACUUACAGAUCUAGGCAAGUUAAUCAAUAAAUCUAUUAGAAAAUAACGGCAAAGUUAGGAAAUACGGAGGCAAAGUUAGUGUUUAACCCCUCGUGGUAAUAUUGAUCCCCUAUUAAGCGAAACAUUCUUAAAUUGAACCACAAGCGUAGCGAGUGGUUCGAUAAGUGGAAUCUUGAGCGUUGCGAGGGUUUAAUGCAUGAUUUUUUUUUUCACCACACCAACACGAGACAAAUACUAACUGUAUGUAUAUUACAAAUCAUAUCCAAAUUAACGUUAUUAAAUAUAAAUCAUUCAAAGUCGUCACUUAAAAGUCAAUUCUACCAGCCAACAUGAAGAAAGAAGAAACUCAAAAUAAUAGAUAUUAUGAUGAUAGAUUUCAUUUGAUAAUUAAUAAUAAUGUCAAUGAGUUUAUUAUUAUAAUGUGGAUUUGUUUUUAUUAGAUUUAUUAAUUAUUGUAUUUUCUAACAUUGUAAUCUUGUAAAUAGGAAAAAUAACUAGAUUAAAAUAAUAUAAAUGAAAUAAUGGAUAAAAUGAAAUUUUUUUCAUCCAUUUUCCCAGAGUAAAGAGAGCCUUUACAAGCUGGUGUGGUGAAAUAUAUUACAUUAAAUAUAUUAAGCGAGCCUCCGUAAAAUUUGCAAUUAAUUUUGGGUACCACCUGGUAUUGUGUGUAUUUUUUAAUCUUUUUUUUUAAUAUCCUGUGUUGCAGACACGUGGUGAUAUUUUUAUAUCACUUUAUUUUUUGUACUAGGUAUACUUACAAUUACAUAUUAUUGCAUUCCGUUUGCGUAGCCUCCGAUGUCCCAUGUCUUAUUUUUUACUUUUAUAUUUUAUUUUGUUGUAUUUUAAUAAUGAUCUCUAGAUAGCUACAAUGUAUUUUUUGUAUAGUCAGCAGUCGUUACAUAGCAAGUUACAUUUGCGUUGAUAAACAAUUCUGUCUAUUUCUUUACUGUAGGUACAAAUACAUUUCAUUUUGUGUCACGUACCUAAUGCAAUAAUUAAUAAAUAUUUAAGUUGAACACGAACAAACUUUUGAAAAAUUAAUUAUUGGAGUAAUUUAAUUUGUGUGUUCUAAUCAUUUAUUGUUUGGAAAUAGGUAGCUGAAAAUAAUGUAAAAUUAAUAAAUAUCUACAAAUUUCUUUGCAAAGGUGCAUGUCGACCCGACCUAAUGAAAUUACAAUAGAUUAUUUGUACUUCUGGUGCAGGUUAUUUAUUUUAUGAAUUUAUGAUUUAAUGUAUUAUUUCCGCCUUUUAAAUUAAAACUUAACCAUAAUUUAUUAUCUUACUAUACAAGAAAACUGUGCCAUUGUCAUGAGACACCAACAUCUUUUGUAUAUCAAAGAAUUGGCGUUGUUGAAUUCUUAAAACGUGUACCUUUGUCCUAAAUGAUUGUAUUUAAAUGUAUUGUAAAUGCGUUAUUUAAGCGGAAAUGUGUGCUGUUCUUAUGUUAAUGUACUGAAUGAUUAUUGCGACUGAUUUACAAUAAAUUUUAAUAACCUUA